AUGACUCAAAAUCCAAGCCAAGGAAGCCAAAAGAAUAUCUUUCAGCAGAAGGAUCUUGAAAAGUCCCACGAUAUUCUUACAUGCACCAUCAAGGAACCGCCAUUCUCAUUCGCUCACCUGGAGCUUAUCACAAACGCUCUGAGCAGCUCAUCUGUCACCCUUGAUGAUCUCUCACUAAAAAGCUACUGCACCGCUGCUUGCCGCCAGUUCCUAGGGACUACGGGUGCAGCUAUUUCGACCGAUAUUCUCAAAGUCGAAAACAACCAUGCAUGGGUCCGCGUCCCCAGACCAGACCUAGGCUCUUUCGCUGCCGCCAUUACAGCAUGGCGAGGCACAAGCGACAAUGGCGAACAGGUUAGCCUGCAAUUACGACAAUGUUCAGACUGGCUAGGCGCCAUGGUUGGCGCAGACGGGCAACAUCGGCUGUGGAAUUCUUGA
Molecule: messenger RNA, 438 nt
Organism: Fusarium sp. VM40
Lineage: Eukaryota; Fungi; Ascomycota; Sordariomycetes; Hypocreales; Nectriaceae
Source: the annotation of a GenBank genome assembly